Messenger RNA from Penicillium vulpinum, 3639 nucleotides. RefSeq names its product telomerase reverse transcriptase. The record is from RefSeq and is a predicted model, not a curated record. The transcript is spliced from 7 exons. Gene Ontology annotation, molecular function: telomerase RNA binding; telomeric repeat DNA binding. Gene Ontology annotation, biological process: telomere maintenance via telomerase. Gene Ontology annotation, cellular component: telomerase catalytic core complex. Lineage: Eukaryota; Fungi; Ascomycota; Eurotiomycetes; Eurotiales; Aspergillaceae. Bases 1 to 3639 code for a protein of 1212 amino acids.
AUGGGCAAAAAGCGGAAAAGACCCAUCAAGGACUGCGGUCCCACGUCGUCUCACAUGGGUAUCACCACAUCUCCCCACCGUUUCAGAACUCCUCAUACCCCAAUUUCCCCAAUUUCCCAAAUAAAAACAAGCCAUCCCGUUAUAUCUCUGUACUACCGAAAUGUUGCACCCUUGCGGGAGUACCUGCUCCAGCAAUUGCCCGUGACCUCCAAGUCGCGUCGACGCCGCAUCCUGGCAUUGGGCACGCGUGAAGACCAAGACCCCAAUGCAGAAUUUCAAAAAUCCCAGACAUUGGCAGAGUUGCUAGACUCCACCCUGGUGGGUGUGCUGGAGGAGGCUUCUCCGACCCUUAAUUCGGAACGACAAAAGCAAUACUCAUCCUUUAGUGAGUCUCAAUCGCGGUCGAUUCUCACCAGCACCGAUACCGGGCCGAUCUGUCUGCAGUCUGAGGUGGUUGAUUUUGUGAUCUGGAAACUCUUUAAUCAUACCAAAGGCUCCUCCCAAAAGCCCCAGCAUGUACUGAAAUAUGGCUUUCAACGCCUGGGUAUGGAUGUCGUGUCCCGAAUUCCAAAUCAGAAUGUCCAGAUUCUCAAAGAGGGUGCAUGGGCAGCGAUCCCUGGCUUACUUGGUAGUAAUGGGGAGGAGAUUAUGAUGCAUCUCCUUUUCGACUGCGGAGUUUUUACCGCUAUCAACGCCCAAAAGGGCAUCUACUACCAACUCAGUGGUGUACCACUUUCAGACCUCAAACCUUUGAGCAAUGCGUUCUCAGGGGUUAAUGGGUCUGCUGUCACAGCACAGGACCCAAUGCCUACCACUGAUCAGAGACAAUCUGAAGAGAAGGCCAAACGCAAAGAGAACUCCGAUAAGUCACACCAAAGUCCAAACAAUAUUGUGUUUUUACGACGGCGUAUCCUCUAUGGACGUGUCGAGUCCAAAAAGAAAGUACCCUUUGGGCUAGGACAGACACACGUUCUUAGCCGCUUCUCCUCGGUUGAUUCGAUGGCGCAAACAGUCCAUGUAAUGAAGUACAUAUUUCCCCGGCAAUUCGGCCUGCUGAAUGUGUUUACGUCGGACUUGGAUGAACUCAAGAAGAUGGAUGUCUUGAAGGGUUUCAUAUAUCGUGAGAGUGAGAUAUCUCAUCAAGAAAAACGACUUCAGCGGCCCCAGCCCGAGAAUCAAUUCGCAGAUGCAGAUUGUGGCGAGAGAAGUGUCAAGGUACCGAAGAGGCUUCGUGGAAUUACCAUAGAGCUUGUCCGGAAGCUUCGGAACCGCAACGCACAAUGCUCCUAUGGAGAGUUGCUGCGAUACUAUUGUCCAACCAAACAAACCGGACCCGGGAGACUUGGUGCAUUUGCCUCUAUCUCCACACCUGAUGCCAAAGAAAGCGAGCCUAUCUCCUCCCUCAAGUCAAAUUUUGUAACACAGGUGCAAAUUAACCACCCGUCGUCGAGUGACAGUUCGACGCAGACCUCAUAUGAUGCCUUGAGGUUAGAGCCGCAUAUGGCUAUCGAUGCAUCUUGUGAAAUUGAUGCCAAGAAUCCGGUGAUUCGAAAAGCUCAAGUCAGUCUAACUGAUUAUGCGACUCCGGCAUCUUCUGUCUCAGCAUUUUGUCGAGCGGUGAUCCAGAAAUUGAUCCCUCGACAAUUUUGGGGACAUGUUGAUCGGUUUAUCAAAUUGCGCCGAUUUGAAAGUCUUAGUCUGCACGAAGUAUGCAAAGGCAUCAAGAUAACAGGCAUUCCUUGGCUGGGGCCACCCCAGGUCCAGACUACUUCACCAUCUGAGACAAGAUCGAAGAUCGCCCUGUCUGACUUGAACAAACGCACCGAACUACUCCAUGAAUUCAUUUUUUGGAUUUUUGAUUCAAUUCUUAUCCCUCUUAUCCGUUCGCACUUCUAUGUCACAGAGUCUCAAACGCACCGAAACCGCCUUUUCUAUUUCCGUCAUGGUCUGUGGCAGCAGUUGACUCAUCAACCUUUCGGGGACUUGAAGGCAACGAUGUUCGAAGAGCUCGAGCCAGAUCAGGCCAAACGUGUGCUUGAUCGGCGUUCCCUUGGUUUCGGUGCUCUCCGUUUGCUUCCAAAAUCCACAGGCCUGCGUCCCAUCUUGAAUCUUCGCAGACAACAAACCAAGAAGAACCCCUCAUGGGGAAACAGGGGCAUGUACUCUAGCGCCAGCAUCAAUUCAAGCAUCAAGCCUAUCUAUAAUAUGUUGACCUACGAGCGCCAGAAAGCUCCUGCCAAGCUGGGUUCGUCAAUGCUCUCCGUUAGAGACAUGCACCGCCGAUUGAAGGCGUACAAAGAAAAAUUGUCCAAACGAGUGCCCUCGGGUUCUAAAUCUUGGCAAUCCAAACUCCCACAACUGUACUUUGUCAAGCUUGACAUCAAAUCUUGUUUUGAUACUAUCCCCCAGAAAAAAUUGGUUGAUCUCAUCGAAGAGCUUGUCUCUGAAGAGAGCUACCGCAUCUCAAACCACAUCGAAUUCCAACCGUCCGCUCUCGAUGCGCAACAGGGAAACCCCACACGAAGAUAUAUGGGUCGCGCCUGGCCUGCAAUGAGACCGCAACACCUACCGGACUUCGUCAAUAGCAGAGGCGCAGCACAAAAGGCCAACACCGUUUUUGUUGACAAUAAAGCUCCAAAAGAGUAUGAUGCUGACAGUCUCCUGCAUAUCCUCGAUGAACAUGUCCGGAACAAUCUCGUGAAGAUAGGAGAGAAAUAUUUCCGCCAACGCAACGGCAUUCCCCAGGGCUCCGUGCUAUCCAGCAUCCUCUGCAAUUUCUUCUACGCCGAGCUAGAGCGAAAAGUACUAAAUUUUAUCAGACCAGAGGAUUCUCUACUCCUGCGACUCGUGGACGACUUCCUCCUAAUCACACCGAAUGCAGCCGUGGCAAUGCAGUUCCUGGAAGUAAUGAUCCAGGGCCAACCAUUGUACGGUGUACAAGUCAAUCCAGCCAAAAGCAUGGCCAAUUUCAGCGCAACGAUUGAUGGCAUCUUGCUCCCCAGACUAGAAGGCUCCCCAUUAUUCCCUUAUUGCGGCAGCCUCAUCGACACCUACACGCUCGAAUUCCACCGCGACCAAGACCGCAUCCUAGAAGGCGGCGAAUCAGCCGCUGCUACUCUCUCUAAUACCCUAACCGUUGAAGCCACCCGCCUCCCCGGCCGCACCUUCCACCGCAAAGUGCUCUCCUCAUUCCGCCUGCAGCUACACCCCAUGUACAUCGACGACGGACACAACUCGCGCGCAGUCGUGCUGGCGAACCUCUACUGCAGCUUCGUCACUUCUGCUAUGAAGAUGUACUACUAUAUGAAGUCGCUUCGGGGCCGUGCGCACCCCGGCCCCGCCAUCAUAACAAAGACUAUCCGCGAUCUGAUUCUGCAGACGGCCGGCACGAUCCAGGCUCGGCGGGCUGCUAAUUCGGAAUCUUCGUUCUCGUGUUUUGUCCAGCAGUCGCGUCUGCAGUAUCUGGCUUCUGCGGCAUUUCGAUUUGUUUUGAAGCGCAAGCAGACGCGGUAUGUGGUGGUGUUGCGCUGGUUAGAUUCGAUGACUAAAGAUGCUCGACCCGCGUCGGAUUCUGAGGCUUUGAGGAUGGCGCAGGUGGUGAAGAAGGGGAAUGCAAUGUUUGAGGAAUGGCGGUUCUAG